Molecule: messenger RNA, 4440 nt
Organism: Juglans microcarpa x Juglans regia
Lineage: Eukaryota; Viridiplantae; Streptophyta; Magnoliopsida; Fagales; Juglandaceae
Biological process (GO): protein phosphorylation; signal transduction
Cellular component (GO): cytoplasm
Molecular function (GO): ATP binding; protein binding; protein kinase activity
Source: RefSeq, a predicted model, not a curated record
GAAACCAGGGAGUGCCACGUGGGACACUACCUGGCACCCGGGCAUCGCAUCUUGGGGAAGAACCACGAAGAGAGACAGCCAAGGCCAAGCCACCACUCUUCUCUCUCUCCCUCUCUCUCUCUCGCCUAUGGCGGUUCUUCUGCAUCACCUCCAUUCCUAAUCAUCACGGGGCAUCUCACUCAUUCUCUCCCUUCUUUCUCUGUAUGCAUAUCUCCAUCUCUCUCUGCUCUUAUAGAUCAUCCGCUCAGAGCUGAAACCCACGCCGCAAAGCUUCAACGGAAGGUAGAGGGGGUUAAAUUAGCUUGGGAGUUCCUCCGAAAAUUCUCAGAGGAUCUAUUUACGACUGGGUUUCAGAAUUUAGUCGUGGGUGUUUUGGUAGUCUCCAAUUCAGGUACCCAGCUAUCGUUUCUCCCUGGAAUUGGUUGAUUCGGGUUUUGAUCUUUGGAUCUUUGUUCAGAAAUUUGGGAAAUCUUGGAAUUUCGUGGCGGAAAUAUUCACGUGCUCAUAUAUUUUUUCUAGAUUUUUUUGUCGUAGCUUUCAAUUGUAGCAGUGGUUGUUAUUAGGAAAUGUGAUGGUUUUUAGUGUUAAUGAUGAGUUUAACAAAGGAGAGUUUGUUGAUUUGGAUAAGUGAAGUUGGACUGCUUCGUGGCUUUGCUUUUGGGUUUCCGCUCCAAUUUGCGACAAUUUUAAGCUAUAUUGUGUGAGUGACACUCGUGCAAUAACAGAAUUGUAUACUUGAGGCAGUCUGAGAACCCUGCUUAUCGGCAACACGCUUCUCAAUCUGCAUACUCGAUGGAAAGCCCUUGCGCAACCCCAAGGUCAUUCUUGGGCUCGACCCCUUGUUCGAAUGACGAAAGCCCGCGCGUGAAAUUUUUGUGUAGUUUUUCUGGUAGUAUAUUGCCGCGCCCCCAAGAUGGAAAGCUCCGGUAUGUGGGUGGAGAGACACGAAUCGUGAGCGUGCCGCGAGGUAUUACUUAUGAGGAGUUGAUGAGUAAAAUGAGGGAGCUUUAUCAAGGAGCUACUGUGUUGAAAUACCAGCAGCCUGAUGAGGACCUUGAUGCGCUUGUAUCAGUUGUUAAUGAUGAUGACGUGACUAACAUGAUGGAAGAGUAUGAUAAGUUGGGUUCUGGCGAUGGGUUCACCAGGCUUAGGAUUUUUCUGUUUUCCCACACUGACCUAGAUGGGUCGCACUAUGUUGAGGGGAAUGAGAGGGAGACCGAGAGGAGGUAUGUAGAUGCUCUGAAUAGUUUGAAUGAUGCUUCUGAUUUUAGGAAACAGCAGCAGCCUGAGUCCCCCAGGAUUAGUGUGGUUGAGGAUAUCCAUGUUGCAGAACAUUUUUUUAACCCAAUUAGUGUGGAGGGUGGCCUUCAUAGCCAAAGGACAUCUGAAACGCCCUUGCCACAGUUUAACUUGCGUCACCUUACAAUUCCCCACGUGGGAUCGGCACCACACCAGCCGCAGAGGUAUAAUGAAAUGGAAGCUCCAUGGAGCCCUGCAUACUAUUCUCCUAGGCACUAUGGGCCCCAUGAUCCUAGACAAUUGGUAGAGUAUCCAUCUUCACCUUCUUCUGCUCGUUACCGUAUGCCAUUCACAGAAUUAACAGAAAAAUGCUUUGAUAGAAUGCCAGAUGAAUAUUCUCGGCAGCAAGUAAAUCACCAGCCCAGGCAUGAGCACCAACCACAAUAUUCUGAGAAUGUUGUAUGGGUGCCAACUGGAGCUAUAUCUGGGGAGAAGUCUGUUUUUCCUGGUAAUGUUUUUCAGCCCAGCAUUCUUGAAGGGAACAGUGUCUGUGAGCAUUGCCGGAUGACUUUCCAUCGAAAUCAGCCACAUUUGGAGCACCCCCACAUGGGGAAUGGGUUUUCCCAUUUUUCUAAUUCAUGUGCUGAUUGUCCCCAAAAUAGGGAGACUCUCAUUCUGAAUGCAGAUGCCAACUCACACCAUGGUAUUUACCCCAACGAGCCAAAUAGCGAUCAUCGAUCUAUUCAUAAUGAAACUCGAAAUCAUGAGAGAGGAUGGAUCCUGCAGCAACAGUUGAAUGCUCAGGUUGAUGAAGCAAGAAUGCAUGUCUCUGGAGCUGGAAGAUUGGGCGAUCACUUUAUUGUAGAUGGACCAGGGAUGAGUUUCCCUCUUGGGCAUGGUAAUAUAGAAGAUAGCCAAUCUGUGUCCACAAACUAUGCUCAUCACUUAGGUGGACCUGACUUGGGGAAUGAAGUGUUGCAUGACCAAGCUAUGGCUUCUCUACCCCACAUAUGUGUUCCUCCUCCUGAAGAAUGUGGGGUCCAGUAUGGGAAUCUGCCUUGCGCAUAUGGAGGAGAUAAUCUUUAUCCAAUGUCACAUGGAAAUGUACCUGGACAUGCUUUAUGGAGAAAUAAUCCAGUGCAUGUUACUGCUUCUUAUGAAGCCUCCAGUUCAGCUCAGCAAGUGAAUGGUACUGUUAAUCCUGGAUUUACUAGGCGUGAGGGUAGUCCAAGGUUCUGUGUCGGUGCGGAAAGUCAAAUUUCUAGGGUAGAGUCCUCGCAAAAAGUGAUGGGUCUCGAUGGGAAAGCUGUGCCAGAAUAUUCUUAUGGCCAUGCUUUAAAACUGAACCCAAACACAUUUUAUCAGGAAAGCCACCACUCAUCUCGGCCCCUGCCCGACAUGGCGAACUUUGCCGCCCCCUUGGAACCUGUGCCACCUUUGGAUUCAUCUUCAACUUUGGUUCAUGAUAAACUGGUUUCUUUGGCAACUCCUGGUUAUAAUUCAGAUCCAAGAAAUGUGAAAAGCAUCCCUGAAGUGGUGAGAUCAGAGGUGAAAAGUAUACUUGGUGAAGAAAAAGAUGCAAGUCAAGUAGAAAAAGUUGGGAACUCUGAUUUUCGGACUAUAUAUUGUCCAGAGCCAAAGAAAAUUGCUGAUAAGAUUUGUGAGGAGAAAUUCAAUCUGCUUAAAAUCUGCAGAGGGAGUAGUGGUGUUGUGAAACCGGGUGAAAAGGACCUUUCUGCUGCUGAAGGUCCCAAGGUUUCAGUUGACCAUUUGAGUCUCUUACCCGAGUUGAUCGCUUCUGUAAAGAGAGCAGCAUUGGGAGGGGCUGAAGAGGUGAAAGCUAGAGUCAAAGAAUGUACUAACCUUAAAGAAGCAACUGGAAAUGGAAUGGAAGCAACGAAUGCCCAUGGGGAUCUAGAGUUGGAUUAUGAUAAUGACAAUCUGAAUACCAACAAGAUUGAGCCAACAAAGGCUGAGGCAGAAGCAAUUGACAGGGGAUUACAGACAAUAAAGAAUGAUGAUCUGGAGGAAAUCCGGGAAUUAGGCUCUGGAACAUAUGGGUCUGUUUAUCAUGGGAAAUGGAAGGGUUCUGAUGUAGCAAUAAAGAGAAUAAAAGCCAGUUGUUUUGCGGGGAGACCCUCUGAAAGGGAACGCUUGAUUGCAGAUUUCUGGAAGGAGGCUUUGAUAUUGAGUUCAUUACAUCAUCCAAAUGUUGUUUCUUUCUAUGGAAUUGUUCGGGAUGGUCCUGACGGAUCCUUAGCAACCGUGACAGAGUUCAUGAUCAAUGGAUCUUUAAAGCAGUUUUUGCAAAAGAAAGACAGAACUAUUGAUCGCCGCAAGAGACUCAUCAUAGCCAUGGAUGCUGCCUUUGGAAUGGAGUACUUGCAUGGAAAGAACAUUGUACAUUUUGAUCUGAAAUGUGAAAAUUUGUUGGUUAAUAUGAGAGAUCCACAGCGGCCUGUGUGCAAGAUUGGCGACUUGGGCUUAUCAAAGGUAAAACAACACACUUUAGUGUCAGGAGGUGUCCGUGGAACUUUACCCUGGAUGGCACCUGAGCUUCUCAGUGGGAAAAGCCACAUGGUGACCGAGAAGAUUGAUGUUUACUCGUUUGGGAUUGUUAUGUGGGAAGUGCUCACGGGUGAUGAGCCUUAUGCAGAUAUGCAUUGUGCUUCCAUAAUUGGUGGAAUUGUAAACAACACAUUACGUCCACAAAUUCCAACAUGGUGUGAUCCUGAAUGGAAGUCUUUGAUGGAAAGUUGUUGGGCUUCUGAACCAUCGGUAAGGCCUUCAUUCUCGGAGAUCUCUCAGAAGCUGAGGAAUAUGGCCGCAGCAAUGAAUGUGAGAUAAAUCUAUUCGUGGGGUUGGUUUCACUUGUACUGUAUCUUGAACGAGAAUCGAUGCAAAUGGAAAUUAAAUGCAAUGCAGCAGUUCAAGGCAGCCUAAUGGUUUUUCAAGUAUAUGCUGGCUAAUAGUGUAGUCGCUUUUUUUUCCGACUUGGUUCAUUUUUAACGAACCUUUUCUAGUACUGCAGUAAAAAGGGUAUUAAUAUUCUAUUCUUUAUAGAGUGCAAUUGUAUGCUCUCUACAAUUGAUUUUGCCAGAAGAUUACAUGAUCAACAAGAGCUACUGCUGCACAAUUAGUAUGUGAGUAUUUCCUAUCAAUUUUUAUUAAAUUUCUAACCUCUUAAUUAUUCUAUUUUAA